Messenger RNA from Drosophila ficusphila, 419 nucleotides. RefSeq lists its product as uncharacterized. The transcript has a single exon. The record is from RefSeq and is a predicted model, not a curated record. The coding region runs from base 23 to 232 and encodes 69 amino acids. Lineage: Eukaryota; Metazoa; Arthropoda; Insecta; Diptera; Drosophilidae.
GCGAAGCACUUCUUUCCCAGACAUGUCAACCCAAGGAUUCCUUCUCAGCCUUCUGGCUGUCCUGCUCAUCAUCGUGGCCACCGCAUCCGCAUCACCGGCACGAGGAUACUACCAAUCUCCUCCAAGAGGUGGUCGCAGCUACACGGACAUCGCCCGAGUAGUCAAUCCCAAUCAGUACGCCUUCCCAGGAUCCCGCAAUUAUCCUGGCCAACCCUUCUGGCCAUCGGGAUAAAAAUAGAAUAGCAAAAUUUAGUACUUAAACAUGUAGAAGACUCAGGUUUAGCUUAUUUCUACUUGAAGUAGAAUUUUAUUUAAGAUAAUUUGAACAGUGAAACAAAAAGGGAUUCCAAUGGAAUCUUGUAAAUACUUAAAUAAUUUUAUUAAUACAUUAAAUUACAAUAAAUAAUAUUCACAAGCAA